UGUCAUUGUCCAAAGUUUCUACUUAUUUUCAUGCCUUUUUAUAUGGUUAUAUCUCGGUAUUUGUGAUUUAAGGACAGUUUAAGUACAGUACAGUGGCUUACUGUAAUUAAAUUUCGCAUGUUAUAGUAGAAAAUAAAUAUCUACUAUUUCUUGAACAAUGGCUACAAGGUUCAUAAAAAAUAUAUUAAACAGAACUCCUACUAUUUUAUUAAGAAGAUGGAAAAAUACUGAAAGACAAGUUACAGUAUAUGAUCCAUUUCAGAAAAUAGAGAAGAAUAAAGAAUCCUACUUAGAUGUUAUAAAAAUAUUCGAAGGGCGAGACCAAAGGCGUCGAGGUCAUGUGGAAUUUAUUUAUGCAGCUUUAUCUAGAAUGGCAGAAUUUGGUGUUCAAAAGGAUUUAGAAGUAUACAAAGCUCUUAUCGAAGUCUUACCUAAAGGAAAAUUUAUACCGACAAAUAUAUUCCAAGCUGAAUUUAUGCAUUACCCAAAACAACAACAGUGUGCUGUAGACUUGCUGGAACAAAUGGAAGAUAAUGGUGUAAUGCCAGAUUCAGAAAUGGAACAGAUGUUAUUGAAUGUGUUUGGUCGCCGUGGGAUACCUCUUAGAAAAUUCUGGAGAAUGUUGUACUGGAUGCCAAAGUUCAAGAACCUCAGCCCAUGGUAUUUACCAGAACAAUUACCAAAUGACACCUUAGAAUUAGCUAGACUUGCUAUUGAAAGGAUAACUUCUGUUGAUCCUAGUACUAAAAUUGAAAUUUGGCAGACAGAUGAGAUAGAGGCAUCAAUUGAUAAGACAUGGAUUGUAAGUGCCCAAAGUGAAGGUCAAAAAGCAUUGCUGGCAGAGCAACCUGUUGAUGAUCCAUUGAUUGUGAAGGGGCCUUAUACAGUCCACCUAAGGGAACAAACAGUAACAUAUUUUUUACUAAUAGGAAAAAUUAGGCCAGAUAUGAAAGAUGACACGGAUCCAGAUGAUGUUUCUAAUAUAAGAAAACCUCCCGGUAUACCUGGUUUUGUUGGAAGUACAAAACUUCCAUCAGUGAAAUGUACAGUACAUGAACAGGAUGAUGGUACAAUUGUUUCCGUUUGUGCAACAGGUAGCUCGUCAAGAGACUCGCUAUUGUCCUGGAUACGAUUAUUAGAAAAAAAUGGUAAUCCAUCCCUAACUAGCACACCCGUAAUAUUUACGUUAACUGCUCCAUCAACUGACAUCUCAAUACAAGAACCUCCUCCAACUGCAGAAGAUACGAGCAAAGAUAAAAGGAUAGAAUCAAAUUAAUAUAUAAAUUAAUAUUGUAAAUUGUAUAAAUAAUAUUUAAUUUUAUUGUUUAUGUAGUGUUAAUAAAUAGUUAUUGUUAUACACUAAA
This is a messenger RNA of Achroia grisella, 1364 nucleotides long. RefSeq names its product evolutionarily conserved signaling intermediate in Toll pathway, mitochondrial (gene ECSIT). NCBI's taxonomy places the organism in Eukaryota, Metazoa, Arthropoda, Insecta, Lepidoptera, Pyralidae. Gene Ontology annotation, molecular function: protein binding. The record is from RefSeq and is a predicted model, not a curated record. Bases 158 to 1276 code for a protein of 372 amino acids. The transcript has 5 exons. Gene Ontology annotation, cellular component: mitochondrion.